ACGUGUCACCUCCACGUAGCAGCGGCGCCAGCAGAAUGAAUGGGAGGCGGGGCGGCCGCUCAGAGGGCGGGGCGCAUCGUGUCCGGGACUCGCUCUGGCUGGCUGGCCUCUCCUAUCUCAUUCAUAAUUCAUUAUCCCCACGCCCAGCUCCGCAUAACCCACCAAUCGGAUCCUUCCCUUCCCACUUGACUUAAACUGGGGAAGGAAGUGCUGUGAGGCAACCACAGGUCUGAGUUUGGGAGCUGACAGUCUAAUUAUACUGGAGAGCAGCACAUAGGUCUGUUGAACAAUGGCUGAGAAGGUGUUAGUGACAGGAGGCGCUGGUUAUAUAGGUAGCCAUUGUGUGCUGGAAAUGCUGGAAGCUGGAUAUCAGCCUGUAGUCAUUGAUAAUUUUCACAAUGCCAUAAGAGGGGCCAACGGUCUCCCAGAAAGCCUGCUCAGAGUGCAGGAAGUUGCAGGGAAGAAGAUUGAGUUUGAAGAGGUGGAUCUACUGGACCGAGCUGCAAUGAACAACUUGUUUGAUAAGCACAAGUUCUCGGCUGUUCUGCACUUUGCUGGCUUGAAAGCUGUUGGAGAGUCUGUACAGAAGCCACUCCUGUAUUACAAAGUGAACCUCACUGGUACUAUUCAGCUGCUGGAGAUAAUGAAAACUCAUGGGGUAAACAAGAUAGUUUUCAGCAGCUCUGCCACAGUGUAUGGUGACCCCAAGUACCUGCCUAUAGAUGAGAAGCACCCAGUUGGAGGCUGCACAAACCCCUAUGGAAAAACAAAGUAUUUCAUUGAAGAGAUGAUUGAAGAUCUAUGCAAAGCUGAAGGGGAGUGGAAUGCCAUUCUUUUGAGGUACUUUAACCCUGUUGGAUCUCACGUGUCUGGGAGGAUUGGAGAAGAUCCCCAGGGACCCCCAAACAACCUGAUGCCCUAUGUGUCUCAGGUAGCUGUUGGAAGACGGGAAUACUUAAAUGUAUUUGGAAAUGACUAUAAUACACCGGAUGGGACUGGUGUUCGAGAUUACAUUCACAUUGUGGAUCUUGCUAAAGGUCACAUUGCCGCUCUCAAGAAACUGCAGACCAGCAAUGGAUGUAAAGUGUAUAACCUGGGAACUGGAGUAGGAUAUUCUGUACUCCAGAUGGUGGCAGCAAUGGAAAAAGCUUCUAGUAAAAAGAUUCCAUAUAAAAUAGCACCACGGAGAGAGGGGGACAUUGCAACAUGCUAUGCAGAUCCCACUCUGGCUGCAGCAGAACUUGGCUGGAAGGCAGAAUAUAGCCUGGAGAGGAUGUGUGAGGAUCUGUGGCGAUGGCAAUCCUUAAAUCCAACAGGAUUUAGUACAGAGCCAUGAAGUCUCUCUGGUCAUCUAUUCCCCUCUCAUUUAUAUUCAUCAUCCUUCCACCCCCCCUCCCCCUCAGAACUAAGAAAUAGUGGACUGUAUAUAAAUCAAAGUAAAUCUCAGGACUAACUGCAAUACCUGGACCCAUGUUGGGAAAUAUCGCUCCUACCUCACAUGCAAGUAAUUUACUUAAGUGUGUACACAGACAUAGAAACUUGGCCAGGGUUUUUUUUUUUUUUACUUGCUGCAAAAUAUUGCAGUAUUAAGAAGUUAGAGACCAUAAGCUCCAAGACCAAUAGUCGCUGACAUCCAAUGCUGAUGAAGUGCUGUAACAUUCCUUAAUUUAUGACCUAUUGCUUUUUGUAUGUUUUAAUUAUUAAAGGCUGAUUUUCAAAAAAA
Pseudophryne corroboree (corroboree frog) is the source of this 1723-nucleotide messenger RNA. RefSeq names its product UDP-galactose-4-epimerase (gene GALE). The record is from RefSeq and is a predicted model, not a curated record. Gene Ontology annotation, cellular component: cytosol. Gene Ontology annotation, biological process: beta-D-galactose catabolic process via UDP-galactose, Leloir pathway. Lineage: Eukaryota; Metazoa; Chordata; Amphibia; Anura; Myobatrachidae. The transcript is spliced from 11 exons. Gene Ontology annotation, molecular function: UDP-glucose 4-epimerase activity. Bases 290 to 1336 code for a protein of 348 amino acids.